Microbotryum saponariae is the source of this 1755-nucleotide messenger RNA. The record is from the annotation of a GenBank genome assembly. NCBI's taxonomy places the organism in Eukaryota, Fungi, Basidiomycota, Microbotryomycetes, Microbotryales, Microbotryaceae.
AUGGAUCAAUCUGCAUUCCGCGCCCUCCUCUCGUCGAGCAACAAACCGAGUGGGACGAGCAGUGGUAAAGCCGCGUCGACACCCAGGUUUGGCGCCCCGCCUCCCAAACGAUCCGCUGCUGCAACCGCGCCUGCUCUCCACGAGUCAGUCGACCACACAGACUACAGCUCGACCGAAAAGCCACUUACACCGCUCUCCCGCUCUCCCGAUCACAGCCCCACAGCGUCAACAAGCUCAACCGAGUUCAAGCCGCGCAACCAAAAAGACAAGUCCAAGUACAAGCACAAACAGGCCGAGGCCGACGAAGCCAAGUCCAGUUCGGCUUCGGCUUAUAGGGAUCGAGCCGCCGAACGCAGGACGGGAGCGAGGCAUGAUUUCGCCGAUGCGGAGAAGUUGCUGGAGGUGGGUGGGCCAUCGAUCACCGCACGACGAGUGGGCAGGCAGCGCCGGCCGAGAGUUGACGCCGAGUUUCGACCUCCCAGGACUUUAAAGCGCGUGUAGGCGUCGAUGACGGUCUCACAAAGGAUGAAUUGGAAGAACAGAUGAAGUACCUCGUGCGUUUCACUGCGCUCUGCGGGGCACUCCCCCUUCAGAAGCUCACCCGAUCCGGCCUGGAUAUGUGCAGGGAGGCGACGCCGAACACACCGUGCUCGUCAAAGGACUCGACAUGGCCCUCUUGGAACGCAUGAAAGCACAACAAGCCGCAGGUGCGGACCAAUCCCUCGAAGACGUCGAAGACGAACUUGAUCUCGUGCUGGCAGACAAAGCGAAGAAGGCAGAGGAGAAGAAGAAGCGCACGAGGGACGAUUUGAUCGCCGAGCUGAAGGCUUCGAAAGGGGGCAGUAAAAGUGAUCGGCCUGCUGCAGGUGGGCAGAGCGUGAAGGAUCCGAGAUUCAAGCCUGUUGGGUUCAAGCCGAUCGGGCACGAUUCAGAGACCGAACCCAAGAAGAAGAAGAAAAAGAAGAAGGUCAAGGUCGCUGAACAGGUCGCGACGGCUGGCGACGCGGCGGCGUCGGCAUCUGAAGUGUCGAAACCUCUGCCGAUACCUCCACCGACCAUCGAUGUCGAAGCCGAUGACGAUCUAGACAUAUUUGGGGACGCUGGAGAAUACAAGGGGCUCGACACCGAUUCAGACGACAACGACAACCAUGAGGCCACUGCAGCCAGGAAGGAGCCCACCUUCGAGCAGACAGCUGCACCUCCAGGGAACGCGACAGCCGCGGUCAAGAGGAGUUACUUUGAUGACGAGGAGGAAGACGAGGACGUUGAACGCUCAACCGCACCCGACUCGGUAACAAAUCUCGCCAGCUCGAAACAGCCGGCGGUGAAGAUGACGGAUUCGAAUGCGAUUAUGGGAGAAGGAGAGGAAGAGGAAGAGCAGCGACCGAUGCGGCUUCAGCCUUUAUCGAAGUCGGCGAUUCCGAAUGUCAAGGAGCUGUUGGCGAUGGAUGCGGCUGCUGAGAAGGAAGAGAAGAGGAAGGAGGUAAGUCUUGAUCGGUUGUCGUUUAUCACUUGACGAAAGGGAAUUGGGUGUCUGACCCUUCGCGAUGUCUCUCAUCUCAGCGCAAGCAACAUUACCAAAUGAAGGCCGCCGACAAGAAGGAAGCUACACUCAAAGCCAUGACAUCGCAACAGCGGGCCGAGCACGAACACCAGGUCAUGAUGACCUACCUGGAGAAGAAAGAGCGGAGGGCCAAAGGGGAGAGCACGAAGGAAGAUGAGGAGGACGAUGAUGUCGCGAAUGGAGGGUUUUGA